GCUAAUUUGAAUUCUAUGAAUAAUAAUGAAGUACAAGUCGAAGAGGGGUUCCCACCAACAUCAUAUGCGCUAGUUAACUCAGAAUUCUAUGUCAUUUACACCCGCCCUAUAAAAAGGGGUUAAAAGAUGCUAAUUUCUUCCACCCCUGAAUGGGUUUAUAAGACCCAUCCAACCUCAUUUGAAUUAGGCCUACUAUUCUUUGAAUGCAUUGCGUGAUCCGCAUGCCUGGCACCAGGAAAGGAACGCAUACUCUCUUCGACUUGUACUUCAUUAUUAUUCAUACAAUUCAAAAUAUAAUAUUUUAUAUUCACAUAUUUUUUUAAAUAUUUUCCCUGAUAUUGGGCAAAACCCGUCCACGCGUGGUAUAUGAUGAUCAAAAGGAACAAAACCCCCUUCGACUUUGUGCACACCAGUCAUUUUAUUAAGACAACAAUGAUGGAAUGAAUGAUAAAACUCCAGAAAAGGAGCAGUAUACGUGGUUCAAAGUCCCAAGCUGGUGAUAAGCUGGAGUUGUAAACAAGCACAAAAUGCAGACUAGAUCACGUGAGCGCACAAUAAAGCACGUGAUUUGCCUCUGUGUGGUCGACUUAACAGGAAAAAAAACAGGAGUUUACGCCCCCAGUUUAUUUUUAGUGCCACUGCUGUAGGGAGUUGUUUUCGAAAAGUGUCUUUAUUUUGAAUUAAAAACAGAGUUAGCAAUGAUGGAAAUCUCCGGGUUUCAGGUUUUAGUUGUUUGUGUUUGUCUUGUUGCGAGGAUUGAUGGUCAGGUGAAGCCACAGCCGGAACAAGUUCAUCUUUCUGCCACAGGCAAUGUGACAGAAAUGAUUGUCACCUGGAGUACUUUUGAAGACACUCCGUCAAUGGUCCAGUUUGGGAUGACAAAACCUGAUCAGAACGCCACAGGAUCCAGCACUAAGUUUAUCGACGGUGGGUCUUUGAAAAGUGCACAGUUCAUCCAUCGAGUCAAACUGACGGGCGUGACACCGGGUACAAAGUAUGUCUAUCGUUGUGGGAGUGACGAAGGCUGGAGUCCGCUAUUUUUCUUCAGUGCGCUCCAGGACGGGACUGACUGGACCCCUCGCCUCGCCCUGUACGGUGACAUGGGCAACAAGAAUGCUCAGUCAUUGGGUCGCUUGCAAGUAGCCGCGCAGGGAGGAGAAUACGAUGCCAUCUUACACGUUGGGGACUAUGCCUAUGACUUUGACAGUGACAACGGUAUGGUUGGGGAUGAGUUUAUGCGCCAAAUUGAGUCUGUUGCAGCCUACGUGCCAUACAUGACGGCAGUUGGAAACCAUGAAAAUGCCUAUAAUUUUUCCCACUACAAGAAUCGGUUCACAAUGCCAUCCUAUGACAGCAACCAGAAUCUGUGGUAUAGCUGGAAUAUUGGACCUGUUCAUUUCGUGAUAUUUUCAACAGAGGUGUAUUUCUUCACAGACGAUUCAAAGCAGACAAAAGUCAACCAGUUGAAGUGGCUUGAAGAAGAUCUCAAGGAAGCAAAUGAUCCAAAGAACAGAACAGAACACCCGUGGAUCAUAACCCUUGGACAUCGGCCUAUGUAUUGCUCUGACACAGACGGCGAUGACUGUACCAAACUCAGUAGCCUUGUGCGAGCAGCUUUGGAGGAUUUAUUCUAUAAGAACGGUGUUGAUAUGGAGAUCUGGGCCCACGAGCACAACUAUGAGAGACUGUGGCCAGUCUAUCAAGAAAAGGUUUACAAUGGCAGUAAAGAUGCACCAUACACAAAUCCAAAGGCACCUGUGCACAUCACCACUGGUUCGGCGGGAUGCCAAGAGCGUCAUGAUAUCUUCUCCUUGCCCAAGCCAUGGGACGCUUUCCGUGCCGAAGACUACGGGUUCACAUUGAUGCAGGUGAUCAACAAGACUCACCUAGCUUGGCAGCAAAUCUCCGAUGAUAAGCACGGGGAAGUGAUCGACAAAGUGAUGCUUAUCAAAGACAAACAUGGACCAGAAGCCUGGUUGUAAUCUUGGCAGAGGACGAUCACGAAUGAGCAGCUGUAAUUAAGGAAACUGGGGAAAAAAUUACUAUUGGGGUUUGUUUAGCUGCCAACGUCAGCUUUUUUAUUGUUAUAACACUGUUUUUCACCUCAAUCGGACAUUCCAUUGACAAGUUAUGGCUGUUUAAAGUGCACAUUUAUCGACAUGCCAAGAAAGUAAUACUGAGAAAAAGGCCUUUUAAGGUUUCGAGAUUUGUAGUUGUGGAAAUGAAAGAUGCCAAAUGUUUUCUUUAAAAUGUGUGUAGUAGACAUAUCAAAUAGCUCCAAGGAGCCCCUUCGUAAUGAAAUUUUAUUGACAAAGUUAAGUUUUUUAAAUAUAUUUUUGAAUAUGCAAGUAUAAUUUUUUUUUUUGCAAUAGCUAUGUAUAUGAUACCUAAGAUGCUGCUUACUGAAGAUGAUAAUGUUAUGAGGCUUUUAAAAUCACAAAAAUUUGUAAACGUAUUAAAAUUUAUAAAAAUAUUUCACAAUUUUUUUUUCUUUUUACAAUGCACACAGAAAUUGGCAAUGUGUUAAAUGAAUGUUUUAUUCUAUGCAAAUAAUUAUACAAGAUUUUGUUUUUGAAAAGAUCACACUAAAGAAUUAUUUGAAAUAUAUAUGUUUAUAUAUUGGUUACUUUUAAACUUACUUUCUAAUCUACAAACAUUUCUACAGCUCAAAUAAAGAGCUUUUUGCAUAUCUGAAUAAGCUCACAAAAUAUUAAUAUUGCAUAAAAAAAAAAUUAAAUUUAAUGCCUCAAUUCUAUGCACCGUAGACAUUAAGAUGAAAGUAACUAGUUAAAAAUGUGGUUAGAUAUGUAACUCGAUUCCUUUUGACUGUCUGGUUAACAAGUUUCACAACUUGAACUACCGGGGAUCAUUUGUAAUUGAAAGUACCCAGAGAAGUACCUCACGAUUUCAUGACAGAAACCUUGCUCAAGUGAAGACAGGACCGGUGUCAAACACCUGUGAAAUUGUUCCACCUGAAAUGGUAUUUUGUGUGAGUUAGGCUAGCAACUGAAUCAAUUGAAGAGAACAAAAAAAUUUGUGCACACAUAUUCUCUGAUUUCUCAAAAUGUCUAGUGUUCCAUGAGCUGAAACUUCGACAGGUUAGUUCUUUGGACACUUCAGAUUUUGACCAAUUUUGUGGCUUCAAAUGAAAAAAAAUU
Messenger RNA from Patiria miniata (bat star), 3158 nucleotides. Its product is annotated as acid phosphatase type 7-like. The transcript has 12 exons. The coding region runs from base 699 to 1982 and encodes 427 amino acids. The record is from RefSeq and is a predicted model, not a curated record. NCBI's taxonomy places the organism in Eukaryota, Metazoa, Echinodermata, Asteroidea, Valvatida, Asterinidae. Gene Ontology annotation, molecular function: acid phosphatase activity; metal ion binding.